CAGAUGGAGAAACUGAGUCAUAUUGAGGUGAGCAAUUUGCCGAAGGGGAGAUUGCUAGUAGGGGUGGCGUGAGAUUUAAACCGUCAGUUUGACUCCGGUAGGUACUGUGUCCAUGAUCCAUUUGCUACAGGGACUGGCAUGCAGUAUUUAACGAAGGUUUGCUCUUCCUGCUACUGUCAUUAUGGGGCACAAGCGUGGGGCGCUGGGGGAGCAGGUUGAAGGGUCUUUGAAGUCGCCCUUGGACCUAACGCCAGCGUAGACAGGAGAACCAAGGAAUUUGAGAAGGUAGAGGUGCGGUGGUGGCGUUGAUGAGGAACCCAUUGCCAUGGAAACAAACGAAGGCUUUAGGAGGGCGCAUGCGCAGAUCCGGCACAGGUUGUUGAACCGGUGAAAGGUGACGUAAAAGCGCACGGGGUGGGGCGCAGGGCUCGGAACGUCAAAGCCCAGCGUCCUCCGACAUCCGGAGCAGAGAAAAGGUGCGUUGCGCGGCGGCGACAGCAGCCCCAGCUGAACCAAGACCCUGCGACGCGGAGCUGACGUGCGAAGCAACGCGAGUGAGGCGUGAGGGCGGUGCCCGCGCCCGUGAAGACCUCCUCCGCACAAACCGCGGCGUACCAGACCCAGGUCCGGGCUUCCGAGGCCCCGCCUCUCGGGCCUUGGGACUAAUCGGAUAGAGAGCGCGCGGGCCCUGGCCGCGAACUCGCCAAUUGCGGAGGGCGUCGGCCACCGCCCAAUCCGAAGCAGACAGGUGCGAGGUCCGGAAGGCGGAGACCAAUCAGCAGCCGUUGCGACCUGUUGGGGUCGUUUUUGGCCAAUGAGGAGGCCCGAGUGACAUCUUCUCUCACCAAUCGGGAGUGAGUGAGCGUUUGUGCCCGCCCGCCCUUCCGGCCUGAGCUCUAUUUACCAGGGGCGUGCAGCCCGCCUGCCAAUCAGAGCGCGGCUGAGUGGCCAGGCAGCCAACCCCGGAGGAGCGGCCGGCCGGUGUCCGCCGCACCCAGGAGUUGGGGAUGUCCUACAAACCCAUCGCCCCCGCCCCCAGCAGCACCCCGGGCUCCAGCACCCCUGGGCCCGGCACCCCAGUUCCUACAGCCGGAAGUGUCCCAUCGCCGUCGGGCUCGGUGCCGGGAGCCGCUGCCCCUUUCAGACCACUGUUUAACGACUUUGGACCGCCCUCCAUGGGCUAUGUGCAGGCAAUGAAGCCCCCCGGCGCCCAGGGUUCCCAGAGCACCUACACGGACCUGCUGUCUGUCAUUGAGGAGAUGGGCAAAGAGAUCCGGCCCACCUAUGCUGGCAGCAAGAGCGCCAUGGAGCGCCUUAAGAGAGGCAUCAUCCAUGCCCGGGCCCUAGUCAGAGAGUGCCUGGCAGAAACAGAGCGGAACGCCCGCACGUAACAGGACGCGCCUCCGCCUCCAAGUCUGGACCUUUUCCGGCCACUGCAGGUCACCUGCUUCUCCCUGGCCUUUACCCCGAGUUGCACUUCCUGUCCUGUGUUCCUUGGUGGGUGCCCUCCAGAAACCAGGGGUGGUUCACUCCAGUCGGCAGCACUAACUGCAGUAGUUAGCAGCAAGGUCACUGUGAGUCCCAUCCAUGACCUGCCAACAGCGUUGAUCCAACUGGAACUUUCUCCUUUCUGUGGCCCCCACCACUCAGCACUUACCCAGGACUUCUCACCACUUUGUCCCAGACCACUUCUCCCCCAGUGGGGCCUCAGAAGGCCUGACACCUCCCUGCCUUGUGUCCUGGGCCAUAGCCACUCUUUUCUCAGUGUGUCUUUUGCUAAACAUGCCCUUUUUGUAUAAAUAAAAGAUAAUUUGGAGUUGUUCUCUCA
Molecule: messenger RNA, 1828 nt
Organism: Hipposideros armiger (great roundleaf bat)
Lineage: Eukaryota; Metazoa; Chordata; Mammalia; Chiroptera; Hipposideridae
Gene: CDK2AP2
Product: cyclin dependent kinase 2 associated protein 2
Exons: 4
Coding region: 1008-1391 (127 amino acids)
Biological process (GO): regulation of microtubule cytoskeleton organization; negative regulation of G1/S transition of mitotic cell cycle
Cellular component (GO): cytoplasm; microtubule; nucleus
Source: RefSeq, a predicted model, not a curated record